Molecule: messenger RNA, 1608 nt
Organism: Cavia porcellus (domestic guinea pig)
Lineage: Eukaryota; Metazoa; Chordata; Mammalia; Rodentia; Caviidae
Gene: Klk6
Product: kallikrein related peptidase 6
Exons: 7
Coding region: 40-1119 (359 amino acids)
Biological process (GO): proteolysis
Molecular function (GO): serine-type endopeptidase activity
Source: RefSeq, a predicted model, not a curated record
GAGGCUGAGAAGUGGAACUGCCGCGAGCCUGGCACUGGGAUGGCAACUGACAAAGCCUGGUUGUCCGAGGGCCCUGUCCCCAAGCUCCAGGCCCCUCCCCAGCCUGGUGCAGAGGCAGGGGCCAGCUCAGUGGCACACCCUUUCUUACUGACUGUUUGCACUUUCCUGGGACAGAAAGGUCAAGGUCGGAGGCACCCACAGAGGGACUUACAGGCAAAGACAGAGCCUGCGAGGCCUCGCACAAGCAAGAGCAAGCAUCCUCGCAGCAGCCUGUUCCAGGCAGGUGUCUCCCCUCUGCCUCUGCUCUGCCUGCGAUCGACUGGGGCUUCCCUUGCCCUAUCCAAGAACCCCGCGGCCAGCAGGCAGCAGCCACCAGCAGGAAUGGCAGUGCAGGUGCUGACAGUGGCGCUGGUUCUCCUGGCUGGAGCCUUUGCAGAGGACCACGAGAAACUGGUGCAAGGCGAGCCCUGCAACCAGCGCUCUCAUCCCUACCAAGCUGCCCUCUACAACUCGGGCCAGCUUAUCUGCGGUGGGGUCCUCAUUCACCCGGAGUGGGUCCUCACGGUUGCCCACUGCAAGAAAGAGAAGCUCCAUGUCUGCCUGGGAAAGCACUACCGUCGGGGUGCGGAGGGUACACAGAGCAUUUCUGUGGCCAAGACUGUGGUCCACCCUGGCUUCAAUCCUGCCACCCACGACCAGGACAUCAUGCUGCUGCGCCUGGCACAGCCUGCCAACAUCUCUGAACGGAUCCACGCACUGGCCCUGGAGGAAAACUGCCAGGCCAGCGCCACCAGCUGCCACAUCCUGGGCUGGGGCAAGACGGAAGAAGGUCAGUUCCCGAAUUCCCUCCAGUGUGCCCACGUCCAGAUAGUGCCUCAGGAGGCGUGUGAGCGUGCCUACCCACAUCAGAUCACCAGGAACAUGGUGUGUGCCGGUGACCCGACACACGGAGAGGAUGCCUGUGAGGGUGACUCAGGGGGCCCACUGGUGUGUGAAGGCCUCCUCCGGGGCCUUGUGUCAUGGGGUGAAGUCCCCUGCGGGUCCAAGGAGAAGCCAGGGGUCUACACUGAUGUCUGCAGAUAUGUCAACUGGAUCCGGAAAACCAUUCAAGACCACUGACUCUGACAUGCACGUCCAACUCCUGCCCUGUGACCACCUGGCUGGCUCCAGAAUCUCUCUCCCGAGACCUCAGCUUCCUGUCUCGCCUGCCCUAUCUGGCCCUUGAUGCUUCCUCAAGGAAGCCACCCGAGAAAGAGCGCCUGGUCUCCCUGGUUGUUCCCCUGCCCCACCCUCACAUCCCUGGAGUGGGGACAGGGAGGACAUAGGCGGCUGCCUGUAACCCCAGGGGUACAGGGAGAUCCCUCUUCCUGCUUGUCCCGCACGGGUCUGGUUCCUUCCCGGAGAUGUCAUUCAGCUCUGCUACGUGCCGUGUCCCCUUGGGUAAUGUCUCACUUAGUGUCGGUUUCCUUAUCUGUAAUCGGGCCGAAGCUGGUGCAUUCCUCUCCCGAGUCCGGCCAUUGGGAGGAUGAAAGGCUUCAAAACACAUGGAAUGCACCGAACAGCACCUGGCCCCACCACGCGCCCAAUAAAAUGUGGAUUUUCUCACAA